AUGUCUGACAUUGCCCAUGAACAUGGAAUCUGUGUUGAUGAAGAAUCUCCAGAGUGCCAGACUGCGAAGGAAAAUGCAGAUGACAUCACUGCAGAAAUUCAAGACAUUCAUAUAUACAAAGAGGUUCAGCUUCCCUUGCAAGGCCAAAUAUGGAAGGACCUUACUUGCAUGGAGAAGGAAGAAUUGCGACUUCGGAAAGUUGGGUCUGAAAAUAUAGAAAAGUACAAAAGUGAUCUUCAGCUACAGAAAACCAAACUUCGGGAAAAACAGAACUCUCAUGACAUGUCGAACGCAAUGACAUGUUUCAUCAAUGCAAUAUCAAGCCCAGGGAUACAGAGGUUCUAUUUCCUGAAAUGGAUGCGAAUGAACCUCGAUAACGUGUCUCGAGAAAAACUCUUUGACCUCAGGGAGCAGUACAAAGAAAAAUGCAAAAACCCUGAGAACAAAGAGGAGAUCAAGGAGAUUGACCAACAACUUGCCAACAGCUCAUUAGGGACUGAACACUUCUUCCGUGAGAUGGGGCAGAUCUAUGAAGCUUCCCUUUUCCUUCCUGAAACAAACCCAGCACGUCAACAACUACAGCAUCUCCCCAAGCUAUGUGCUGAGUUAAUGCUUGAUGGAUUUCCACUUGAGCUUGUAGAUGGAGAAGCAUCCAACAUACCUCUCAGAUGGGUGACUGACGUUCUCUCUCAGCUCAAUGCCUUGGUGUCUCCUAAGAACAAGAUCCUAGUCGUCACAGUUUUUGGAGUUCAGAGCACAGGAAAGUCCACUCUCCUCAACACCAUGUUUGGAGUGCAGUUUGCAGUCAGCAGUGGUCGAUGCACUCGAGGUGCCUUUAUGUUGCUGAUUAAAAUCAAUGAAUAUGUCAGAAAACACUUCAACUGUGACUUCAUGGUGAUCAUUGACACUGAGGGCUUAAAGUCACCAGAGCUCGCACCUGGCCAAAGCCACGAGCACGAAAAUGAGCUUGCAACACUUGUUGUGGGGCUGAGUGAUAUCACCAUCAUCAAUGUUUCAAUGGAGAAUUCAACAGAAAUGAAGGACAUCCUACAGAUAGUUGUACACGCUUUCCUCAGGAUGAAAGAGGUUAGCAAAAAGAAGCCCAAAUGUCAGUUUGUUCACCAGAAUGUGUCGGAUGUUUCAGCCCAUGACAAGAACAUGCGAGACAGGAACGAGAUGACCCAGGCAGCAGCCAAAAUGGAGUACUCGAGCUUCACUGAUGUGAUGGAGUACAGUCCAGACACUGGAAACUGGUACAUUCCUGGACUCUGGAAUGGAAACCCACCGAUGGCAGCAGUCAAUGCAGGCUACAGCGAGGCUGUUUAUGAGCUCAAGAAGAACAUCAUCCACAUUUUGAGAAGUUGUGGAUCAUCGGCUAAUAAUAUCUUGGAGUUUACGGAGUGGAUGAAGAGCCUCAAACAUGAAAACUUCAUCUUCAGCUUCAGAAACAGUCUCGUGGCUGAUGCAUACAUGAAGCUGUGCACAGAAUUCAACAAAUGGGAAUGGGACUUCAAAAAAGAAAUGUACACAUGGGUUACACAAGCUGAAACAAUAAUCUCCAACUUCGAUACACCUGCUGAUAAAUCUAACAUAUCUGACACAACCGAACUUCAUUUGCAUUUGAAAAAUUUAAAAACAGUGCAAAGAGCCUUCGACGAGAAAUGGAAAGCUCUGUGUUUAACCAACUCAAAGCUGCAGCCGACAUCAGACAGGAGAUGA
Gymnodraco acuticeps is the source of this 1719-nucleotide messenger RNA. RefSeq names its product interferon-induced very large GTPase 1-like. Gene Ontology annotation, molecular function: GTP binding; GTPase activity. The record is from RefSeq and is a predicted model, not a curated record. NCBI's taxonomy places the organism in Eukaryota, Metazoa, Chordata, Actinopteri, Perciformes, Bathydraconidae.